CAUAAUUGUCUCUUGCAAUCCUAAAUUAAAUGGCUUUAAUGUAGACCAAUCAACAUGACUAAUCUGGGAGCUCCAAACUUUCAUCAGGGAAUUGACUCAGCUAGGAUGAUAGACUCGAGGCACACACACACACACACACACACACACACAACGUAAAAGCUACCUAUUACAUAUUAAUUGAUGUUUACACAGAACCUGCACUCUUUCAGCCUCGCUUUCUCUCUCUCGGGACACAGUAUGUGCACUGCACAACAGGCUUCACAUUUCAAGAAGCCUAUGCUGUAUGUCUGAGGGAUCCACGAUACCUAAACUGAGACAAACACACACACAAGCACAGAGAGCGUAAAAUGGGUCAUAGCGCUUGCAUCCCUGCGCAUUGGUGACUUUUUUCUCCCGAGGAUGUACACCGAGGAAUAGCUGACCAAAAACAAACAAACUAACGGAUGUGGCACGAUUUGAGUUUGGUGGGGAAUUCAAACAGUCGCCAAACAGCUGAACCAGACUGUCUGGCAAAGCUGAUGAAAUGUCCAAAUGACCAACUCUGGUCGUUAAGCCACAGCUCUGUGCGCUAUCGCUCACCCUCGCUCAUUCCAUGCCAGUCUUAAGCUCUUGCUUAUUAACAACCACUUUCUGUCAGUCCAUCGAGCGUGCGAGAAAUCGGCUUAUCGUUUUGCCUCUGUGUGCCUCUGUGCCGGAGAGGAGAGAGAUGUGCGCGCAGGGGCUGUGGAUGUGAGAGGUUUGAUGGUUAGUGAAUCCACGCGGCGCAGAUCAUACGGGCUGAGGCAGAUGCUGAGGGGCAGUUUGUUCCCGGGCUCGUAUUUUUUGUUUAUUUUAUUUUGAUUUGAAAAAAGUGACAUCUGAUCAUCAUGACGCGCUUCAUGUGAACGUCUUAUGAUCAUGGAGAAAUGGAAUAGUCAGGCAUGUUUUGAUGGUUUUUCAAACCGCUUCAAUCCGGAGAUAAAAAUGAUGUCCAAAACGCAUGGAGGAACCUUGUGAGAGCGACAACUCCAGUCCUAAAUGGCAGAACUUGAAGUUUGCAGAAAUAUCAGUUUGGAAAAGGUGGAGCGAUGCAUGAGUGUGAUGCAGUCCGGGACACAGAUGGUAAAGCUGAAGGCAGGAUCCAAAGGGCUGGUGAGACUCUUCUACCUGGAUGAGCAUCGCUCCUGCAUUCGCUGGAAGCCCUCACGCAAGAGUGAGAAGGCCAAGAUCACCAUCGAUUCGCUGUACAAAGUGACGGAGGGCGGUCAGUCGGACAUCUUCCAUCGGCAUGCGGACGGAAGCCUCGACCCGGCCUGCUGUUUCACAGUGUACCACGGAAACCACAUGGAGUCCCUCGACCUGGUGACGUCAAACGCAGAGGAAGCCAGAACCUGGAUAACUGGCCUGCGCUACCUGAUGGCCGGGAUCAGUGAUGAGGACUCUCUGGCCAAACGGCAGCGAACACACGACCAGUGGCUGAAGCAGACAUUUGAGGAGGCAGACAAGAACGGAGACGGACUCUUAAACAUCGAAGAGAUCUACCAACUUCUCCACAAGCUGAACGUCAACCUGCCACGCAGGAAGGUCAAACAAAUGUUUCAGGAAGCAGAUACAGACGACCACCAGGGCACCUUGACAUACGAGGAGUUCUCCGUCUUCUACAGGAUGAUGUCUCUGAGACGAGACCUGUUCCUGCUGAUGAUGGCGUACAGUGACAGGAAGGACCACCUGACAGCGGAGGAGCUGGCCAACUUCCUGCGCAACGAGCAGAAGAUGACCAAUGUGACUCCAGAGUAUGUUGCAGAAAUCAUUGACAAGUUUGAGGUGUCCGACGAGAAUAAGCAAAGAGGUGUCAUGGGGAUUGAGGGUUUUACAAGACUUAUGCGCAGUCCAACUUGUGACAUUUUCAACCCUCUGCACAACGAGGUGAAUCAAGACAUGGACCAGCCUCUCUGUAACUACUUCAUCGCCUCCUCUCAUAACACAUACCUGACUGGAGACCAGCUCCUCUCCCACUCCAAGACCGACAUGUACGCCUGGGUGUUGCAGUCCGGCUGCCGCUGCGUAGAAGUGGACUGUUGGGACGGGCCUGAUGGAGAGCCGAUGGUCCAACAUGGCUACACUCUGACCUCCAAGAUACCGUUCAAGUUUGUCAUAGAGACCAUCAAUAAAUAUGCCUUCAUAAAUAACCAGUACCCAGUAAUUCUGUCCAUAGAGAACCACUGCAGCAUCCAGCAGCAGAAGAAGAUUGCUCAGUACCUGCGAGAAAUCUUUGGAGACAAACUGGAUGUCGGUGACAUCCUGAGCAGAGACUCCAAAACACUACCCAGUCCUCAUAGCCUGAGGGGAAAGAUACUCAUCAAAGGGAAGCGUCUGCCUGCCUAUCUGUCUGCAGAUGCCGAGGAAGGCGAGGUGUCUGAUGAUGACAGCGCUGAUGAAAUUGAGGAUGACUUCAAGCUUAAGAGCAGCAAUGGCAAUGGUCAUCACCAGGUGGAGUCUCACAUCAGAAAGAAACUGGACUCUCUGCUGAAGGAGUCUCAGAUCGGAGACAAGGAAGACACAGACAGUUUCAGCAUCCGAGCUCUGCUUCGGGCUACGCAUCAGGGCCUUCAGAAGAACCUGCGGCAGAGCUCCAGAGGGGUUUUGAAGAAAUCUCAGAGCAGAUCCUUCAUCACAACGCUCAAACAGAAGAGGCACUCCAAAUCCAGGCUGUCAUGCCAAAGUGUGGACAAGGAGGAGGACAGUCAGGAGAGGUCUGGGAGGGAGGCCGGAGGACAGCUCAACAGGGGUGGAAGGAAGAGGAAGACGAUGAAACUGAGUAGAGAUCUGUCAAACCUGGUUGUGUUCACCAACUCUGUUGCCUCACAGGAGUGUCUGAAUGAAGGUACUCUGGCUGAUGUUCUGUCAUUCAGCGAGACCAGAGCCCAGUCACUGGUAAAUCACAGAGCUGAACAGUUCCUGGCUUUUAACCAGAGGCAGCUGUCACGGAUUUAUCCCUCAGCCUAUCGCAUCGACUCUUCUAAUUUCAACCCCCAGUUUUACUGGAACGUGGGCUGUCAGCUGGUUGCUCUGAAUUACCAGACAGAAGGCAGGAUGAUGCAGCUCAACAGAGCCAAGUUCAUGGUGAAUGGAGGUACUGGCUAUGUCCUCAAGCCCCCUCCCAUGUGUAAAGGCUCCUUCAACCCGUUCAGUGAUGACCCUCUUCCAGCUUACCCUAAGAAACAACUCAUUCUCAAGAUCAUUAGUGGACAGCAGUUGCCCAAACCACCAGACUCCAUGCUGGGGGACCGUGGAGAGAUUAUUGAUCCAUUCGUUGAAGUGGAGAUCAUCGGUCUGCCAGUUGAUUGCUGCAAGGAACAGACACGAGUUGUUGAUGACAAUGGUUUUAAUCCAGUAUGGGAGGAGACUCUGUCCUUCACACUCCACAUGGCUGAGGUGGUUUUGGUGCGUUUCCUUGUCUGGGACCAUGACCCAAUUGGACGGGACUUCAUUGGUCAACGAACUGUUGCCUUCAGCAGCCUGAUGCCUGGUUACAGACAUGUUUACUUGGAGGGCAUGACUGAGGCUUCCAUCUUUGUUCAUGUGUCAGUGCAUGAUGUCUAUGGGAAGUGGAGCCCUCUAGUCCUGAACCCCAGCUUUACCAUAAUGCACUUUCUAGGAUCUAACAAGGGUCAUCAGCUGCGAGGUAUCCGUGGUUUAUUUAACCGUUCUUCCAAGUCAUCUGUGGAUACAAACUCCGGUGGCCUUCGAAAACGCUCCAUCAGUGACCACCUCCUGCGACGCACAGCCAGUGCCCCAGCAAAGGGACGGAAGAAGACUAAGAUGGCGCUAUCAGAGUCAGUGGCUUCAAUAGCAGACCAAAAGAAUGGCACAGAUACAGGAGUAGGAGGCGAGGGCAUGUCAGGGAAGGAAGGAAGGGUGGAGAAGCGUCUCCAGCCCCGAGCCCCCCUUACCCACAGACCUAUCUCCAUGCCUUUAGACAGGCUUCUACAAGGGCAGCUAUCCCUCUGCUCUCCAGACAAGGAACAGCAUGACAUGGGUGCAGACACGGUCAUUGGAGCAUGCCCCUUCAACAGGCCCAGGUCUUCCUCUUUGGACCCUUUCAUUGAAUCUUCAUUCUCCAUUGAACUGAACAGCUCUUCUCCUUCCAAGGCAUACAUCAAAAGAAAUAAAGAAUUUGAACACUCAGAGGAGGCUUCUUAUCUUGUUAUUGGUGGGGGAGAAGUAAGAAAGGAAGACGAUUAUGCCAAUUAUCAGCCAGAAGACAAUGAAGUCAACAAAUCAAACAUCAACUCCACAGGAAUGGAGAAGAACUGUUUGGUCUCACCAUCCACGAACUGCCAGAUGAGAUCAGAUAAACCAGAGACGUCAUCAAACAGCACGACAUUCACAGUCCCACCAUCUGUCUCCUCCUCCUCCUCUUCCUCUGCCCCAUCGUCUGUGGCCCCUCUUUCUCCUGUCAGAAUGAGCUGUGACCUGGGGAGUCCCAGCUCUUUGCACGACAGCGCUAUCUCCAGACUUAUUGAUGCCGUGUCCUUAGGCAACGAGCAAGACACAUGUGGCUCGGUUUCUGCUCUAAUUGGUCAAUUUGAAUGUACUGUUGACCACGGCGAUCUCACAACCUUAUCUCAUGAUCGUACCCCUUUUCAUCACUCAGACUUUAAGCCUACCACUCCUAAAGUGCUUGAAGAUUUAAGCUCUCCUCUCAAGACCAAUGUUUCAUCCACUGAUACAAAACACCUAAUAAGUCCCCAAAAAGUAGCUCAUAAAAUAAAUUACGAGAAGAGAGAUGCAACUCCUCCUACUGUCUUCUCCAGCCCAGAAACUGCUGAGCUUGAGGAGGUCUACACCAUUCUUGAUGAGGAGGUGCUGUUGCCUGUAUCAGUGUACAGCCUGAAGAAACAGACAGUCCAUGUUCAGGCAGAAACAAUGGAGAGCACACCCUCUAAAACCUUGGGAUUCUCUCCAGCAAAGGCAGUUCAGGGUUCAGGGCUCAAUCUGGGCUGGGAUAACAUGCACAAGAACAGAGGCAAGAGUGAAGAACCUGAGGAAACUGAAGAAAGAGUAUAUGAGGAAGUGUAUGAUCCCCCAGCACUAGUAAAAGAGAGAGAAUGGGGUAAUUCUAAAAGGUACACUUGCCCUUCUGUAAACAGUGACUGUUUUCAGUUUCCCCAUAACUCACCGAGCAAUACUUUUGCUGAAGUGGAGAUAAAUGUCGAUGAAGAUCCACUGGAGAUGAUGUUGACCUCGCCAAGACAUGGCAACCAAUGGGAGGAGCUCCUAAGUCCAAGCAAACGGCAUGCUAUUUACCAAAACCAUGAGUCCAUUCCCAUCUGCUCUCAAGAUAAACAGCCUUCCUCGUACCAUGAUCCUCAGCAACAGUACCUGUCACAUGCACCUCAUGUAACAUUCUCACAGUCUUCCUCCCCAAUAAAUCGUCAGCUGUCCAAUCACCACCAACAGCAGAACAACUCCCAGUCUUCUCCAUUUCACAGACUCGCCAACCAUAGUCCAUUCCGUCAGAACAGCUACCCCAUUUCUCACAGCAGUUGUGAGCCUUUUAACAAUGAUAGAGGUUUCAGUGGUUCCUACACACAACAGAGAAGCUAUAGUGGCUACCAGAACCCAAAUAGAUCACAUCAAGAUAGGUUAGGAUAUAAACAGAUAGAGACAGAGCAAAUAAGGUGCAUCCAUAAUGGUUUCUCCUCUUCUGAAAAUCUCCCUGGCCAAUCUGCUAUGUCUGUAAAUAUCUGCAGAGACAGAGGACUAUAUUCCCCCUCUUCAGACUGUGAUGCAGUAUACAGCCACCUGGAAUAUGACAACAUUACUCCCCAAUCAGACCCUUUAGCUUCUCAAAACACCCAGCCACACUGCCAAAGUCAAACACAAUCAUACACUCCAAAGAAUUCCCACAAUCAAAAGGUUUCCAUCAAUAAUACAAAGCUCCAGUCACAGCCUGAAUCCAGAGUUUCACUGAACUCAGAUUUAGGCCCUUUGUCAACAAAAAUCCUGUCUGAUAUCUCAGGCUCUACAGCUCACAGCCCAUGUAAGUCUAAGUCCCUGGGAGACCUGACCUCUGAAGACAUAUCUUGCAACUUCCAGAGCAAAUACCGCAUUAUCAGUCGCAGUUUUAUCACUCCCCAUAUGAGGAAGCAAAAGAGGAUCGGCACCAUGGGGGAGGUAACUUUACAAUCACAGUCUUGUGAUCCACUUACAGAACAGCUUCGUAAACUGGUCAGUCUGGAGGGUGAUGACAAUGACAGAGAUAGAACCCAACACCCUCAGUUGCAUCAGGAAGCAAAAUCCACACUGUCGCAGCCACAAGCAACAAAUAUAGCUCCUGUUGUUUCCAGGGAUGUAGAAGAAUCCCCUCCACUCCUUACUCGUCGCCUGUCCUCUCGGAGCCAAAGUCGAGUACGUCACAUCAACAGUCGGGCCCGAGAAAGACAGCAAGAGGCUUUAAAGCCUCGAGCAGGUGUGGUGAUCAAUGGUACUACCAGCAUUGGUGGGGUAGUACUGAGGAAUAAACCAGCCUCACAGAAUCCUUCAGCUAACAGACACUCUACUGGUUCUUACAUAGCGGGCUAUCUUGGUCAGCUGGAGGACAGGGGACUUCCUGAAGGAGCUUGUACAUCAUUACGUUAUGGAAAUGGGGAUCAUUAUGGAGAUCGGUACUAUACAGAUGAAUCUCUUGCACCUGCUGACUCCAACCACUCUGCAUCAGAGCCUGAGGUUUACUUUCUGCUCAGACUGUAGCUCUGACCAUAACCUAAAAAGAGACUAACGAACAAAUGGUGAUUCAUGUUGAUGUUCAGUCACACAAAAAGCCAGAAGAUCAAGAAAAGUGCUUGCCAUUGUUUGUUCCUUUGUUCACAGACCAGUACAUUUCCUUUAUAACAGUUAAAUGCAUUGCAUCCUGGGCUAUUUCUAGAGAGACAUAUAGUCUGUACAAUGUAAGUGAAACAUAUAAUCCAUGGUUGGAUCUGACAGCAUGAAUUUCCUGUAUGAAAUGUCCACUAUUCUAUGGUGAAUGGUCUCUCUAGUCUGGCAGUAUAUUGUCUAUAUUCUGCUUAAUGUGUAAAUGUUUGUGGGAACUUUGAUUCCCUUCAAAUGGCAUCCCAGAGUGAUUGUACAGAUACUUGAUAUCUUUGUCCCUGUGAUGUACUGUCCAAACUUUGUACAUUGACUAUGAAGAAAAAAAAGAAUUGGGUUUUAAGCAAAGAGGGAAUGUCUUUCUUUGUAUCAUUUGAAUGUGCUGACUCUUAAUAGAUUGGAUUCAUGUUUUCAAAGAUCAAAUGUAAGUCUUCCUAAUCUUUUCAGUGGUGUUUCCUUUUUUGUGUUGUGUGUAAAUAUUCCUGUCAUUGCUUUUAAUCUGAGAUGGGUUUUAUUUGAGAACCGGUUCUAAAAGUACAUUUAUGUUUGUGCAUGUUACAUGUGAACAUGUGUCAGGCAUGACUAUGCACCAGUUUAUACAAUGGAUGUUGCAUUGCCCAACAACAAGUGCACCAAACAAAUAAUUGCAUUGGACACAACAGAGGACAUAAGCUUGUUUUUUUAUUAGGAGCAAUACAGUACAUAGACUUCCAUGGUUGGGCUUGUUUCUCGCUAUGAUUUAUAGAAUUUGAAACACAAUUACAAAUUUUAAAGCUUUGGAGUUUAAAGGUUUUUUAUUUUUAUAAUUGCUUUGAUACAGACUGCAAAAAUAAUCUGCCGAUGGUUAUGGUUCUUUUAUUCUGUAUAACUUAAUGGGUUGAAAAACAGAGUGUCAACUACUCAGAGCCAAGCUUAGAAAGGGAGGGUGGCAGAGGAGCAUUUUCUUUUUUUUUAUUAUUAUUAUUGUUUCAGUGUUACACCAGGGCUGUGAGCAUUUUCCUAUCAAUGCAAUAAAAAUAUUGAAACAUUUGAUUUCAACAAAUUCCAAGUGUAUUUUCUGUUGCAUUCAAAAUGAUGUGGUAGCAGAGAAUCAAGACUGCAGCUCAAGCUAAAAACUAAUUUAUUGUUAGUCAUAAAUAGGCUCAUCUUUCCCCAUAUGCCACCUUGACAUAAUGGGAUGUAAUUGCUCAUGAAAUUGCUGCGUAAUAGAGCUGCCAGAUGGCACACCUGU
Molecule: messenger RNA, 8083 nt
Organism: Scatophagus argus
Lineage: Eukaryota; Metazoa; Chordata; Actinopteri; Scatophagidae
Gene: plch1
Product: phospholipase C, eta 1
Exons: 23
Coding region: 1018-6735 (1905 amino acids)
Biological process (GO): phosphatidylinositol-mediated signaling; lipid metabolic process
Molecular function (GO): calcium ion binding; phosphatidylinositol-4,5-bisphosphate phospholipase C activity
Source: RefSeq, a predicted model, not a curated record